Molecule: messenger RNA, 216 nt
Organism: Ostertagia ostertagi
Lineage: Eukaryota; Metazoa; Nematoda; Chromadorea; Rhabditida; Trichostrongylidae
Source: the annotation of a GenBank genome assembly
AUGGCAGCUGCACUCCGGAAACGGUCCAUCUUCGAAAAUAUUGAUGAUCUCUUAUCACCGGACACAUCGCAGCCGUCAACGGCCACUGAUAAAAUGCAGUGUCCGUUGUGCUCCAAAUCUUAUCUUACAUUUUUCGGCCUGCGCAGGCACAUGCAGGGCCACCAAGACGGACGAGUUGACCAAACAUGCGCCCACUGUCACAAACACUACAAGUGA